AUGAUGAUAAUAGAAUUUCCUUUGUUAGAAAAAAAUAUGUGAGAAAUAGUAUCAAAAAAUCCUGUAAUUUCCUUUACUAGGGCCAAUUUUGUCAAUUCUCAUAUAGAUAUGCCUCAGCCAAUAGCUGCUGCAAGAAAUUGCCCACAUGGAGAAAAAGCAAUAGCUGCAAUAUCUUUAACUGGAACUAUUCCUUCAAGCUCAUGUUUUUCAAUAUUCCAUAAAGUGAAUUCUUUAUUUUUGCAUAAAGUAGCAGCAUGAUUGUUGUCUGGAGAAAUUAGAAUCGCUGAUAUUGAAUUUUUAUAUCAUUGAGCAUUUUUUGAUUGAAUUAAACACUUUAAAUUAAAACUCCUGAUUUUAUCAUUUGAUCCAGCUGAAAUCAAAUAUUUACCACAAGGCGAAAAGCAAAGUGUGUCAAUAUUAUGGCCUAAUUUUCUAAAAACUUUAAUUUCUUUCCACUUUAUUAAGCUUCAUAUCCUUAUAUUGGAAUUUUUAUCACAAUAA
This is a messenger RNA of Blepharisma stoltei, 501 nucleotides long. Lineage: Eukaryota; Ciliophora; Heterotrichea; Heterotrichida; Blepharismidae. The record is from the annotation of a GenBank genome assembly.